GGUACGUAGAGAGUUCGUGGCGGAGCUCUACAGAGAGAUGAAAUGGCCUGUUGCUGAGAUCAUACCGCAGGCAGUUGUGGAGGCCAGCGUGGAGAGUAGAGUGGUGCCCAGUGGGGAGGCCAGUAGGGAGGCCAGUGUGGUGCCCAGGAUGGACAGACAACAACGAAGAUGGGAUUACUACAGCAAUAGCAAUAUCAUUAGUAACAACAGAGUGCCUAUGAGUGAGAACAAGCCUGAAUGGCUAUCCGAUUUGGUUAUAGAUUUAGAGUCGAGUGAGGAGGAGAGUGACGAUGAAGCGCACUCGCCUGUGAAGAAGAGGAAACUAUCAGUUGACGAUAACCGAGACUCAGAGGAACUAAAGCUACUGACUGGAAAGUUGAACAAGUGGGAAGAAGAGCACCGUGAUAUAGAUGCGGAGAUCUCGAGCUGUCAAGCUCGAAUGGAAGGACUAGAACAGGAAUUGAGGACCACGAGAGAAAGGAUGAAACGCUUAGAAGAUGAACGGAGAGUCAGAGAUGCUCUAAGGGAAGAGGUUGCCGUAGAGAAGAACAAGAUGAUGAAAGAACAAGCCGAGAAGGAACAGGAACAAGCAUCCAAUGCGUAUGAUGAAACCAUCCACAAGAUUCCAAAGGUAAUAUUUUAUUCCAAACACCUUACGAGGGUAAGCUAGCACGCUUUCUCCUCCCCUUCAUUCUUAUCACAUGAUAGACAGAUGAAUUACUAACACUUGUGUCCCACUCUUAUAGCAGCAGGCCAGGGCAUUCCAGCCUUACCACUCGUUACUCUCCAAGAGACAAGGCAUUGAUAACGAUGCAGACAACGACGACAGACAGCUCUGUCCAUUCGAGCUCAUCCACCAGAAGUGUACUGAGCCUGAAUGCAAGUUUAGACAUCUAUGAAGCCGUAAUGCUCAUGCUAAUCACGCUCCAA
Williopsis jadinii is the source of this 930-nucleotide messenger RNA. RefSeq lists its product as uncharacterized. The record is from RefSeq and is a predicted model, not a curated record. Lineage: Eukaryota; Fungi; Ascomycota; Saccharomycetes; Phaffomycetales; Wickerhamomycetaceae. Bases 38 to 670 code for a protein of 210 amino acids. The transcript has a single exon.